Molecule: messenger RNA, 591 nt
Organism: Owenia fusiformis
Lineage: Eukaryota; Metazoa; Annelida; Polychaeta; Sabellida; Oweniidae
Source: the annotation of a GenBank genome assembly
CCCGAUUGCACAGUAAACAAGUCAAUGUAAACCAAAUAGGUCUUGGUCCCUUACCAGAUCAGGAUGCCAAAAAUGUUCAGCGCCAAGAUAAUGAAAGUCAAAGUCAGAAUGACAGAAAUCAAAAUGUUCCGAGUCAAGAUAAUGAAAAUCAAAGUCAAAAUCAGAAUGACCUAAAUGUUCCGAGUCAAGUUGAUGGAAAUGUCAGUCAAGACUACGGAAAUCAACUUGAUAGUCCCAUUCAAUUGGAAUUUCCCAGUGCGUUGCCUAGUCAAAAUCAAGAGGAAUACAUCCAACUUAAACUUCCUAGUGCUAAUAAUUCAGAUUCAGAAGGUGAUAGGGGUAGUGAAGAUGGUCGGGAUAAGCCAAUUACGGACUUUUAUACAAAAUCAAAUGUAAGUAGUAGACAUCAUAGGGGUUUGAGGACUGACGAUCUUUCAAAAAUUGCGAUUUUCACAAAUUUGCCAAGAAUUCUCGCUCGAUGAUUUCCAUUGAAAACUUAGACAAUCUCUGUCUUUCGCGCUCCAUAGUUUUGGGGAUCGAGUGGCGGAAAAUCACUGCCAUUAAUCAAAAAGAUAGGACACGUGACCAGAC